Messenger RNA from Ricinus communis (castor bean), 1506 nucleotides. Its product is annotated as ornithine decarboxylase. The transcript has a single exon. Bases 124 to 1374 code for a protein of 416 amino acids. The record is from RefSeq and is a predicted model, not a curated record. Gene Ontology annotation, cellular component: cytoplasm. Gene Ontology annotation, molecular function: ornithine decarboxylase activity. Lineage: Eukaryota; Viridiplantae; Streptophyta; Magnoliopsida; Malpighiales; Euphorbiaceae.
UGUCUUCUCAAAUCCGAAACCUUCUUUGUCGUUUUCUAUCUUCCUUGACAGGUUGCUUGUCUAUAAUAAUUGGCUUCAAGUGCUAGCUUGUUUGUGUGAUCCCAUUCUAAUUCUCUCAACAAUAUGGAAACGAGGAACAGCAUGCAGGUUAUUAUUGCUGCUCCUGGAGUUGAAGGAAAGACCGUCAAAUCGUUACCCAAAACCGAACACAGUUUAACUGAGUUUGUGCAGUCUGUCAUUCUCAAUACACAAGUAACCAAAGAACCAUUCUACGUGCUAAAUUUAGGAGCUGUUGCUGAACUAAUGGACACCUGGUCUCGUCAACUUCCCAUGAUUCAACCUUUCUACGCUGUCAAAUGCAACUCAGAGCCAUCAUUACUUGGUGCAUUGGCUGCACUUGGCUGCAACUUCGAUUGUGCAAGUAAGGUCGAGAUUCAAACCAUUUUGUCUCUCGGAGUCUCUCCUGAUCGUAUCGUGUAUGCAAAUCCUUGCAAGGCUGAAUCACACCUCAAAUACGCUGCUAGUGUUGGUGUCAAUCUAACAACAUUUGACUCAGUAUACGAACUCGACAAGAUCUCUAAAUUGCAUCCCAGAUGUGCCUUAUUGCUUCGACUCAAAAGCCCUGAUGAUAGCGCAGCGAAGUGGGCCUCGUUAGGUUCCAAGUUCGGUGCACUUCCGCAAGAAGUUGAGCCUCUUCUGAGAGCCGCUCAAGCUGCAAAUCUAACUGUCUCUGGUGUCUCCUUCCAUAUUGGAAGCGAAUCCACGAAUCCUAACGCCUAUCGUACAGCUAUUGCAUCGGCAAAAGCUGCCUUCGAUACUGCAGGUAGGCUUGGCAUGCCUCCUAUGACCCUGCUAAACGUUGGGGGUGGCUUCACUGCUGGUUCAUUUUUUGAUGAAGCAGCUACAGUUAUCAAUUCUGCCCUGCAAGAUUAUUUUGCUGAGUAUCCGCAAUUAAAGGUUAUAUCCGAACCUGGCCGAUACUUUGCCGAGACGGUUUUCACUCUAGCCGCAAGUAUUAUCGGAAAGCGCGUUAGGGAUGAUGUAAGGGAGUACUGGCUAAACGACGGUGUUUUUGGAUCGUUUCUAUGUGUUGCUUAUGGUAUUACACCUCCUGCGUGCUUGCCUCUGGCAUUAUCUUCAAAUCGUACGAACCCCACAUGUGAAGGGGCACCGACGCACAUGUCGACCUUGUUUGGACCAACGUGUGACUCAGUUGACAAAAUCGUGGAGGAGCAUCAGUUACCUGAGCUGGAGACCAAUGACUGGCUUGUGUUCCCUAAUAUGGGUGCUUAUUCAAAGGUGUGUGCAACCAAUUUCAAUGGGUUUAGCCCAGAUGUUGUUUUUACUUACCUAGUUUACGGGAAUCUGCACUAAACUGUCUUGAUUUUCCUGUUAUGUAAGUAAUUAUGGGCAAAAUAAAAUUAAAAAAAGAAAGAAAGAAAAGAAAAUGGCAUCAACUCUGUAUCUGGCAAUAAACAGAGGAAUGUAAUAUUGUGUUCUAUCCUA